Messenger RNA from Vicia villosa (hairy vetch), 480 nucleotides. RefSeq lists its product as uncharacterized. The record is from RefSeq and is a predicted model, not a curated record. The transcript has a single exon. Lineage: Eukaryota; Viridiplantae; Streptophyta; Magnoliopsida; Fabales; Fabaceae. The coding region runs from base 1 to 480 and encodes 159 amino acids.
AUGAUGGUUAAGGAGUUGGAGUUAAUUGAGCAGUUCGGAGUAAUGAGUUUGGUUUGCAAAGUGACACCGCAGAGUGUAACGUUGGGUAUGUUGAAGAUUAACAAUGACUUUCUAGAUAGUAUUAGAGAAGCUCAGAAGAUAGAUGUGAAAUUAGUAGAUUCGAUGGUUGAAAUCGAUCAGUCUGAGAAUAAUGAUUUCAAGUUAGAUGCGCAAGGUGUGUUAAGAUUACGCAAUCGAAUUUGUAUUCUUAAUGAUGUAGAGAUGAAAAGACUGUUUCUUGAGGAAAGUCACAAAAGUAAUUUGAGUAUUCAACCGGGAGCUACUAAAAUGUGUCAAGACUUAAAGAAUUUGUUUUGGUGGCCUGGGAUGAAGUGUGACGUAGCGCAGUUUGUAUAUGCAUGUUUAACUUAUCAGAAGUUGAAAGUUGAACAUCAGAAGCCUGCAGGGUUGAUGCAACCAUUGGAAGUUCCAGAUUGGUAA